Nematocida homosporus is the source of this 318-nucleotide messenger RNA. RefSeq lists its product as uncharacterized. The transcript has a single exon. The coding region runs from base 1 to 318 and encodes 105 amino acids. The record is from RefSeq and is a predicted model, not a curated record. NCBI's taxonomy places the organism in Eukaryota, Fungi, Microsporidia.
AUGCGCAUAGCCGGAUUCAAAAUGGGAUACACCCAGGAGGCCGCUCAAGUGCUCCGGCACCUGCUAAGUAUCCUGGACGUGCCGUGUCUCAGCAUUAACUGGCUGGAUGAUGCACAGGGAGACACCGAGGCGGGUAUAGAUUAUCUUAGCCCCAGACCAGGGGGUUUCUUACCCCAAAUGAGGCAGCGGCAGAUUGUGUUCACGAUUCACAGCACGGCCACGAUUAAGUACUGGGACGAGUUCUUUCGACAACUCAAAAAGACCUAUAACAUCAAAAAGAAGGCGUUAGUGGACAAAAACUGGAUUGAGUUAGGUUAA